AUGGGCCUCAAAACACAGGGAAUCCGAAUUCGGGUUGACGGGAAAUGGAUGCAUCUGAGCGACGAAAUGAUCCAUAACCAUCCAGGGGGAAACGUGAUAACACAAUAUGCCAAUGCAGACGCUACACAUAUGUUUCACGCGUUUCACGAAGGUUCAGGCAUGGCAUAUAAACAAUUGGAAAUCUUGAAGAAACAAGCUUGGGACAAGAGCGAGGAUCUCGAAGAGUACAUUAAAAAAAGGGACGAUAAGAUCGAUGUGAACGUUUCGACUUAUGAUAUUACAAUUGAGCAGGAAAAGAACAUUACUCAACGAUUUGAGCAACUACGACAAGAUGUACACCGACUUGGAUUGAUGGAAGCAAAGGAGGGGGUUCGUGCGGGAAAAAUAAUGUAUUACUACUUCAAAAUGGUGAGCACAAUGUCCAUCAUGUUGUUAGCAUUUGUUCUCCAAUAUCAGCAAUGGUAUCUACUAUCGGCGUGUGUGAUGGCGGUUUGCUGGCAACAACUUGGCUGGAUGACACAUGAGUUCUGUCAUCAUCAACCAUUCAAAAAUCGCCGACAAAAUGAUCGUUUUGGACUUUUCUUUGGCAACAUUGCUCAAGGAUUUGCGAGCGAUUGGUGGAAAGACAAGCAUAAUACCCAUCAUGCCACUACGAAUAUGAUCGAUCAUGACGGAGACAUCGAUUUGGCUCCUCUGAUUACUUUUGUGCCCGCUGAUCUUCUCAAGUACAAAGAACCAUUCGAGAAGGCCAUUCUGAAGUUGAUCCCCUAUCAACAUUUGUAUUACACUGCAAUGUUGCCCGUCUUGAGAUUCUCGUGGUUGGCUCAAUCUCUGCAAUUCGCCUUCGUGCAAAAUAAAUCGAAAUUCCGUCAAUACAGGGAGAAUGCCUUCGAUCAACAGCUCGGUUUGGUGAUUCACUGGGGUUGGGUGCUGUUUCAAUUGUAUCUUCUUCCAUCAUGGCCACUCAGGAUUGCAUAUUUCCUCAUCUCACAGGCAGGUUCCGGGUUCCUCAUCGCUCACGUUGUCACAUUCAAUCACAAUUCCGUUGACAAAUAUCCAGCAAAUUCUCGAAUUCUCAACAAUUUCGCGGCUCUUCAAAUCUUGACCACCCGCAACAUGACUCCAUCACCGUUCAUCGAUUGGCUCUGGGGAGGACUCAACUAUCAGGUUGAACAUCACUUGUUCCCAACAAUGCCCAGAUGCAAUUUGAAUAAAUGCUCGGUUUUAGUGAAGCAAUUCUGUAAGGACACAUCCCUUGAAUACUUAUGCGAUGAUUUCUUUGUGGGCUAUGGGUUGAAUUUGGAACAGCUUGAGAAAAUGGCGAAACACGUUGAAGUGAACGUCCUUGAAGAAGAGGACGAGCAUCGGACUCGGGGA
Mesorhabditis belari is the source of this 1377-nucleotide messenger RNA. Lineage: Eukaryota; Metazoa; Nematoda; Chromadorea; Rhabditida; Rhabditidae. The record is from the annotation of a GenBank genome assembly.